Molecule: messenger RNA, 1852 nt
Organism: Hydra vulgaris (swiftwater hydra)
Lineage: Eukaryota; Metazoa; Cnidaria; Hydrozoa; Anthoathecata; Hydridae
Source: RefSeq, a predicted model, not a curated record
UUAAUAAUUUAAAUUUCGAAAAAAAAAAGUUUAAUAAAAUGGAGCUAGAAGAACUAAUGUCAAACCGAGCACUUCUAGAAAAAAUGACUGAAGCCAAUAUGCAUACAAAUAAUUUUAAGAUACCACCAAAAAACCAAGUUGUUACACAAAAUAGCAUAAAACCCAAAGAGAUGUGUAUUAGUUACAAAAAAUCAAACGUGUUUACUGUUGCCACAAAGGAACCAAAGUGUGAAGAGCUAGAAGUCGAAAAAGGUAACGCUUGUAAAUUACCAACAAAAUUAAAAAGGUUAUUUCAAAUCAUGUGGAUAUUGAUUCUUUUAUGCUACAUAUUUGGGAUGCCAGUUAUAUUAUAUGGAAUAUAUAAAAAAUUAGUAGAAACUAAAAUUAAAAUUACAGUUCUGGAAAAUAAUUUGGGUGCUAGUUUUAAAAACAAACAUAUAAAUGACGUGCUAAAAAACAAACAAAUAAAGGAUGCGCUAAAAGAUCCAAAACAAGGUGAACAAGAAAAAGAAGACUUAUCGAAUAGUUAUUUUGUUAAUAAUAUUGAAAAAGAUUAUAACUACCCAAGUGGAAUGGAAAAACGUCUUAUUUUACUCACAAACAAUGUUGGAAAAACGAUGGAGGUAUACAUGCAAAGGAUUAACUAUCUAGAAUCUAUAAAAAUCUGGUUUAAUAAUGCAAAGUUCAAUUCAUUGCUAAAUCAAAAAGAUGAAUGCACUUGUCACGUUUCAGGCGGAAUACCAAAAAAAUCAAAUACAGAAAGCAAUCAAGGACCACCUUUUGCAACCGAAUGUGACUGUCAAUAUAUUGAUCGAGAAAGUAAUGAAGGACAGAAAUUUUCUGAAUCAGUUCUGAAUCAACUACCUAGAGAAUCAAAAGUUAAUGAAUUUCAGGUUGGAGAAAAAGGAGAACAAGGAACAAAAGGGGAAACAGGAAUUUCUGGGAAGCCAGGCAUUAAUGGAACUUGUUCAAGCUGCGCCUUUACUAAAUACCAUAUAACAUACACCCAUUGGGGCAAAUCAUUGUGCCGGAACGAUAGAUCAACUAUUUAUAGUGGUUAUAUUGGUAGUCCUGCAAAUAUGGAUGAAGGAGGAGGUUCGAAUUACUUGUGCAUGCCUGAAUUACCAACUUAUUAUAAAAACGAUACCGUAUCCAAUAAGAAUUCACCUAUAUUUGGAGUGGAGUUUGAACUCGAGAAAUCAGAUAUAAUGGAUUUGAAAUACAAAGAGAAACAUUAUAACGCGCUAUGUUCAAUAUGUGACGUAAAUGAAAGAACAAAUUACCUUAUGAUACCAGCAGCAUUUGAAUGCCCUCCUAGUUGGCAUAAAGAAUAUACCGGUUUCCUUAUGGCUCAAAAAAAAAGUUUAAUGCGGACACAAUAUAUUUGUGUAGAUCAAGAAGCAGACUUUAUUAAAACCGUGGAAGACAGUGGAAAAGGUGGUUAUUUACAUCAUGUUCGGUUUUCUUCUAAAAUGGUCUGGGAAAUAAACUGUGUGGUUUGUACAAACUAAAAUGUUUUGAUAAUCCACAAAUUGUUAACUUUUUCCAAUUUUGGAAAGAAUUAAUCAUUUUUAUCAUUUCAGAAGAAGAGUUUUAAUGUCGUCAUGAUCGCAUUUCUUUUAACUAUUAAACUUGAAAAACAAAAAUUUUUCAAAAGUCUCUUCAAGAUCAUCCUAAAGUACAACAAGACAUAAAAGUUGUCUCUUUAAGUCCAUCCUAAAGUACUACAGUAGUACAUUAUAAAGACACUUCGUACCUUGUUCUAAUUUGUUCCCAUAAGACAGAAAAAUUUUCUGCAAAAACUUAUGUUAAAUAUGUAUUAAAAUAUACAAAAGAAUUUAAAGAUUUUUUA